This is a messenger RNA of Microplitis mediator, 2529 nucleotides long. RefSeq lists its product as uncharacterized. Lineage: Eukaryota; Metazoa; Arthropoda; Insecta; Hymenoptera; Braconidae. The record is from RefSeq and is a predicted model, not a curated record. Gene Ontology annotation, molecular function: zinc ion binding; nucleic acid binding. The coding region runs from base 143 to 925 and encodes 260 amino acids. The transcript has 2 exons.
AGUGAAGAUGCUCACUAUUUAUUAGAUUUAGAUAUGGCUAUUUUAGGAUCAAAUUCUGAAGUUUACUCAGAAUAUAGAGACAAAAUUCGAGGAGAAUAUUCGUUUCUCAGCGAACCAAUGUAUACAGCAUUAAGACUGAAGGAUGGCAGAACUUGGACAAUUUCUAUACAGCAGAAAAGAAAUGUCAAAGGAAAAGAAAGCAGAGCAACAACUACUGAGGACUUGUAGAUUCCAUGGGAAAAUUGGUGACCGGAAUUCCUACUGGGCUAACCCAGUAUUUGCCACACCAGCGUCAUAUCUAAAUUUCGACAUCCCAGUAACAACUGAAAUUACAUUAGCGGCGGGCUUUCAUCGACGUUUAUCUAAUGUACUAGUGUACCAUGAGAAGAACUCAGUGCUAACCAUGCCUGAGGAACCAGUAAUAACAUCAGUACAGACACCAGACAUCCCAAUCCCAUCAAUAAAGGUUAAGUGCCAAAUGAUGAUUGGGAGAGACCCCAAAUUCGUUGAUUCCAACUUGUGCAACAUGCUCUCGCAAGCUGAAUGGCGAGAGACAGUUGAGAAAAUUGCCGAAUCGAUGGCACCUAAGUCCACAAGGACUAUUGCAACUCAAACCAUCGAAACUAGAUUGGCUCCUGUCCCAGAACCAGGGUGCCUGAAAUGUAAAGAAAAGGGGCACAGUCAUGACAAGUGCCAAAAUGAACUCAGGGGUGACUGUUACUGUACCAACUGUCGAAGACUUGGGCACACUAAUAACACGUGUCCAUACCAGCACUGGAACACCGACGGCUACAGGGAAAUGACAGGAUAUUGUCGUCACUGUUCUACUCAAUAUCCAUUCGUAAAUGACUCAUGUCAGACAUGCAGAACCCGAGUCGAGAUGACACAAGCGGCACGAGGGGCGUACCAGAUUUUGCCGCCAUAAAUAAACAAAAAUUCCCGGACGUGACAAGAUGUACAUGUGAUAGUUACUGACAGCGUGAUCAAGACUUGCUCAAGAAACCAGUAUUUCAUAAAGACAAUAGUGUUCAAUAUUAUAAACGGGUUUUUAGUUUUUUUAUUUUCUAAUUACUUUUUGUCAAACGCAUGGUACAUCCAAAUUAUUUAUUUAUGACUAGAGUAAUCACUCAAAGCAACAUUGCUCAGACUUACCAGCGCAUGUAAACAUGCCAGUUAAAAUAUUAAUUAUUUAUUUUUUGUUCCAAAGAGAACACCAGUAUUACCACAACAAUGUUGUAUUCAGUAUUUUUUUGUUUGUAUUUUUAUUUUUAUUUUUUGUUUCAUUUUUGAUUUUUAUGUACCUGAAAGGUAGUGAAUAAAGAAAGGACAAUGAUGAGUCCAGAACUGAUUCAACGUGAUAAUACUUGUAAUAAUUAUAGAAUUUAUAACAGUUAUUAUAUUUUUGCUUAAAAAUUUAUAACUAUUUAUUACUCAACUAUAAUUCUAUUUUGAUAAAGUAAAGAGAUACUCGCUAGAGUUAUUGUGAAGCCAGUAUCUCUUGAUACAGUGUGAGUGAAUAAUAUUGUAUUGAUUGAAUGGAACGUUACUGUCGGCGUAAAAAUAUUGCUAUUAACUUUAACCAGUAAUUGUCGCUUUAUUAUUGACACUACCCUGGUUAAAGUUAAGGGGGGUGGUGUUACGAUGUUGGCAUCGUUUGCCUCCGGUUGUCAUCGGGAUAGAACUGUCACAUGACUAGUGCGGCAGUUCUGUCUAUAAAAGAGUGCGUUAACGCGUUACCGGUGCUUUUUGCUUUAUCGUCGUUAGCUUUGAGUAGACAGUUAAGUUCGUACUCACUGCUAAUUACCGCUUAGUAAUUGACCUGUUCGCUAAUCAUCAUUACUAAUUAUUAAUUUAUUCUUAACUCAUAUUUGUUGGUAACUUGUCUAGUGUCAGUGAUAGUUAGUUAAGUAAAUUAUCCAGUAUUUGUUACAUCAUAUCUGUUUGUAACAAAUAAUAACUCAUAUCUGUUGUUAUACCGAAGACAGUUAUUUGAAUAAAUUGAUAGGAAGCCCUGUACCGUUAAGUACAGUAACGAUACUGAUAGACCAGUGUGUGUGUGCGACGUGGCAUAAUAGUUAAUUAUUAGUUAAAUAAAUAAUUAUUCUAUUAACUGAAACUAGUGUUUGAGUGAAUUCACCUGUGCUUUCCCAAGUCCACAUUAGACAAUUAAGGAUCUUCUUAGCUACUACAUUGGGUACCAGUAUCACGAUCCAAGGAGGCGAUUUCCAAGGAUCAACCAGUUGCCAGUCCAAGGACAUCGAGGACAAUAUCCAUCGCCGAACUGAAUUUUAGGCUAAGUACUAGUAUUAAUUUAGAAUUGUAAGGCCAGUUCGGGUAAAUUAAUUUAUUGCGAAGGCAUUAUUAAAGUAAAUUCAAUAAGUCAGAGUUUCAUAAGAGCUAGCGGGGCAAACUUUGACCCACGAAACUGCACACUUUCAUCACCAAGUGCAGGAUAACGUACCCCAGCGUUACAAUGGCGCCCAACGUGGGGUAUAACAACAGAUAUGAGUUAUUAUUUGUUACAAACAG